This is a messenger RNA of Capsaspora owczarzaki ATCC 30864, 1591 nucleotides long. RefSeq lists its product as hypothetical. Gene Ontology annotation, cellular component: snRNA-activating protein complex. The coding region runs from base 116 to 1522 and encodes 468 amino acids. The transcript is spliced from 5 exons. Lineage: Eukaryota; Filasterea; Ministeriida; Capsasporidae. The record is from RefSeq and is a predicted model, not a curated record. Gene Ontology annotation, molecular function: core promoter sequence-specific DNA binding; RNA polymerase III type 3 promoter sequence-specific DNA binding; bent DNA binding. Gene Ontology annotation, biological process: snRNA transcription by RNA polymerase II; snRNA transcription by RNA polymerase III.
CUCCACUCCUCUUCUGUUAUUCGUACUUUUUGCUAACUAUUCGUAUCGACUGAGACCAGUUUCCACGAGGAACAAAAACACACCAAGCAGUCAACUUCCACCCACUCAUCCCGCCAUGGAAGCCAUGGAUGCAUCACACCAGCCCAACACAACAACGACUGCUGUGUUUGCAGCACCGCUGCCUGUCCAGCAGCCGACGCCGCGACGAACUGGCCGCCCAACUACUGCGAGUACGUUGGCGGCGGCAGCGUCGUCCUCGGCCUCGGCUCCAGCCAGCCCUGCUUCCAGCGGCGCUCCAGCUGGCAAUCUAGCUGGGAUUGUCACGUCGCUUGUGACAGCUCCAAGGCCACCACGGGCAGUGCGCUCGCGUGUCGGCACCUCGUACGGCCACGCGCCAGCGAUCCCGCCGCCCAAUUGCACGUAUGGCGCAACAACGGCCUCCGCCGGUGCUUCGACCUCAAGUAGCUCUAUGCUCGGCGGUGUUCUUGGAUCCGGCGCGAUUGGCUCCACAAGCUCCGGAGGCGCUGGAUCGAGCUCCAACCCGACUCCGCACAUCUCAGUCCGGACGUUUCUCAAUUCCUACAGUGCUCUGAUUGGUGGUGCGGUGGAGUCAAGAGUUACGCUCAAGUCCCAGGUUUCAGCUGAGCGAUUGGCCGAAAUAGCCUCGGCUUGCAGCAUGAGCCUUCUUAAGAAUCCCGAGUUGCCUGCAGUCCGAGACAUGUUUGACGCGACCGAAAUCCCAAGCGAUAUGCAGUGCACGACACUAAGAGAGUCCCUAGCCGUGCCGCGACUUUCAAAAGAGAACAACUACUAUAUGCCUCCAAAGCGCGAAGAGACAGAUACACAACCAGAACUCAUCACACGACCAGAAGCAGUCCUGUCCAUUUCAAUGUACCACGGAGGGCGGGCAGCUCGCAUGUCGGAGUUUGUGGUGUUAGGCAGCCAGCGCCUAACCGCACUCAGAGACAAGCUGUAUUGCCCUUCUGACGUUGUGGGCGGAGGCCAAACUCGACCUUCGUCGUACUUUUUCAUCGAGGGGGUCUUUUUCAAUGACAUGCGGGAUCCAGCCGCCGUUGAUUAUUCAAGAUCGGUGCUGGACUGGAUUAACGAACCGGGCAAGAUGCGCGCGACACAUACGGGACUAGGAAACUUUGCGGCCGCCUCAAUGCACGAUGUCCGAUUUGAAGAUUUGACCAUCCGACUUGGCCAGCCCUACCUCUACUGCCACCAGGGAGACUGCGAGCACGUCAUCACGGUGCGCGAUAUGCGCAUCAUCCAUCUUCCCACAGACGGGUCUGACGCUCGGCUCUUUCCCAAGCAAACCUUCCAAUCGCGCGUCAAAACGCGCAAGUGCCUGGUGUGCGACAUUCUUCCCGCCAAACUCGCCACCUACAACGACCGGCUCGCCCUCGAGACGCCCUGUUACUUUUGCGACGUGUGCUACGACCUUCUCCACAAGGAUGAGAGUGGUCGAGUUAUGUACGAGCACACCGUGAGCGAGUAUUUCCACGAGCUGGCGUGAUGUGAGCCGGGUUUUUUUUGUGAUUUGUUAGCAAAGUAUUCUUAUUGAGCAUCCAUUGCGGAAUUUUUU